This is a messenger RNA of Choloepus didactylus (southern two-toed sloth), 588 nucleotides long. RefSeq names its product kinetochore protein Spc25-like. The transcript has a single exon. Lineage: Eukaryota; Metazoa; Chordata; Mammalia; Pilosa; Megalonychidae. Gene Ontology annotation, biological process: chromosome segregation. The coding region runs from base 1 to 588 and encodes 195 amino acids. Gene Ontology annotation, cellular component: Ndc80 complex. The record is from RefSeq and is a predicted model, not a curated record.
AUGAUAGAGGUCGAACUGGCACUAUUUGAUAAAAGCAUAAAUGAAUUUUGGAAUAAAUUCAAAAGUGCUGUCAGUGACACCUCCUGUCAGAUGGUGGGGCUAAGAGAUACCUACAAGGACUCUAUUAAAGCAUUUGCAGAAAAGUUGUCUAUGAAGUUAAAGGAAGAAGACCGAAUGGUUGAGAUGUUUCUGGAAUAUCAAAAUCAGAUCUGCCAGCAGAAUCAGUGCAUUCAGAAAAAAAAAGAUAACUUGUUAAAGUUGAUUGCUGAAGUAAAAUGCAAAAAGCAAGAAAUGGAAAUAUUGACUGCAAAUAUCCAGGAUCUUAAAGAAGAAUAUGCAAAGAAGAAGGAAACUAUUUCCACUGCUAACAAAGCUAAUGAAGAGAGGUUGAAAAGGCUGCAGAAAUCUGCAGACUUAUAUAAAGAUCGACUUGGACUAGAAAUUCGAAAAAUUUAUGGUGAUAAAUUACAGUUUAUAUUCACUAAUAUUGAUCCUAAGCAUCCUGAGAAUCCAUAUAUGUUUUCUCUGUGCCUGAAUGAAGCAAGGGACUACGAAGGUAUAGCCCAAUAUCUCUUAACUGGUAUUUAA